AUGGAUAUUAACCUGGAUGGUGUGUCUCCUACUGAGGUUGAUAGUGUAAAUAAUUUGGGAGAUCCUGAAUUUCAGCAAGGAGUUGGUGUUGAUCUAGACGUCAAUCAAAGCACUGUUUCCAGAACCUUAGCCACGGUAUCUAAAGCAAUUUAUUCAAAAAGAAACAAUUGGAUAAAGUUCUCCAACACUAACGAAUUGCUUAGAGUUGCUAUUAACGAGGGAGCACGUGGUGAGCGAAUGCUCAGGGUUAUAGGUGUUAUUGACUGUACCCAUGUAAAAAUAACAAAACCAUCUAUUCACGGUGAUGAAUACGUGAACAGAAAAGGAGUAUGCUCAAUAAAUGUUCAAGCUACUUGUAAUGCCCGAGAAAUGUUUACAAGUGUGGAUGCAUCUUGGCCAGGCUCCGUACACGAUGGUCGAAUUUGGCGAAACCCCAUAGUGCAUAGAAUUAUGUAUAAUAAUGUGCACGAAGCAGCUUUAUUAGGUGAUGAAGGAUAUGGUGUUGCCCCGUGGUUAUUGACACCAUAUAAAAAUCCAACUACACCAAUAUCCAUUCCAGAAAACGACCGAUUGGGACUAUACACUGCUUACAGUCAACCAUUACCGACCAGACCCGUAGAUUGUACUCGUAGACAAACAGAACAAGAAAACGACGUUUAUUGA
Anthonomus grandis grandis is the source of this 663-nucleotide messenger RNA. Its product is annotated as putative nuclease HARBI1. The record is from RefSeq and is a predicted model, not a curated record. The coding region runs from base 1 to 663 and encodes 220 amino acids. The transcript has 3 exons. Lineage: Eukaryota; Metazoa; Arthropoda; Insecta; Coleoptera; Curculionidae.